UUGGCCAGGUUGGCCUUCUACUCACAGUCCUCCUGCCACAGAUGUUCCAUUGAAAUUAGAGGUCUGCACUCCUGUCCCUAGAAGGCUCAGGCUUUGAUUCUGCUUUCCUACCUCCCUGUGUAGCUACCAGGGGAAAACCAAAACAAUACUGGAAGAGCAUUUCCAUUUUGGGAAGCCAUGGGCAGUUGCUUUGCAAUGCCUGCAGCGGUCAGUCCAGUCCUGUUGCGAAAUCGUGCUCUGUCCCCACCUCCAGAGGCUUUUUCCCCUGGUCAGUGACGAAGACUGCGAAGCUGCUCUUGCCUCAGUCUUGCCUCAGUCCUAGAGCAUCUCAGCUGUUUGCAGCUCCGUGCCAGACAACAGCCCCUCGGAGAGAGGAAGUCUGACAGCCUCCCUGGACAACAAGGAUACCUGGCCAGUCUAAACAUGGCCGCCUUUGGAGAUGCCCCUCUGAGCAUUCCACCAGAGAGAUUUCCUGCCUGCCGAGAUUUUCAUCGUUCCUAUUCACUCCCAUCAGAGCCAGAAAGACAUGAGAUUCCUUGGAACACGGAUUUGGAGCUCAAGAGACAGCCAGACAACCAAGCUGGGGAGGAGGAUGACUCAUUUUCUGAGGAUGACAUGGAGUUACAAGAUGGAACUCUGACAGCUGAAGAAACAAAAUUUUUGAAAGAGUUUCCUGAGUGGAAAAAGGAGCAAGAAAAAUUCAUCACAACGCUUCAGGCCUUUGCAGAGGAUGCUGACAAAAUGCACAAAAAAUUCACCAAGUCCAAAGUGGUGGCCAACUCUGUCACUGUUGUCUCUGAAGUUGCAACCAUUGUGGGCUUUGCCCUAAUUCCCGUAACAGCAGGAGCAAGCUUGCUACUCUCAACUGCAAGCAAAGGUGUGUCAGCAGCAGCUGCAGUUAGCACUAUGGUGACAGAGUUAAGAGAAAAAUCUCACAAUAGAAAACUCCGUGCUCAGGCCAGUAUCCAAGUGCCCGUGGGUGACCAAGAGUUCAAAGACACAGGAGAAAAGCAAUCACCUGAUGUCACGGCUGCUGGUCAGGCUCUGUACAGGUGUGGGAGAGCCUUGAAGGUUAUCAAGAAAGGCAUCCGUGCCCUUUGGCCUGUCAAAUUCCAGACACACCCAGGCACUGCGGCCAAGCACCGUCAGAUUGCUCGUAAAGUCUCAGCACCAGUGGGAACACGAGUACAGAAAGCCAGUCCAGGUAAAGUAUGGAGCAUGGCAAAAAUAGCUCGCAUGAGUGGCAGGGCCUUCGCUUCCAUGUCUCUUAAUGAAGGGGUGUCUGCUCUCUGGAAGAACUGGAAAGAACUGAAGGAUGAAUCAAAGGCAGAGCUUGCAGAAGAACUCAGGGCCCAAGCUCGGGAGCUAGAAGAGGUGCUGGCACAAUAUACGGCAUACUAUGACGCACUGCUAAAAAAGUCACAGAAAACUGCAGAUGUUACAAGCUCUCUGGAAGCCUCCAGUCCACAUGACCAUGAAGGACUGUACCAUGGGUACAGCUCCCCCCAGGCAGAGGACAACAGUGCUGUGCCCACCAUGAAGCCCAGCAGCGUACCCAUGGCUGCGCCGCCGGUGCUGCUCCCUCCUCGCAGGCUGCCGGAAGCAUUGAUAGAAGAACUGAUCAGGAGGUCAUCUUUGAAAGAAGCCAAGAAGACUCAAGCUCAGCCCUGGGUGUCCUCUUAAGAGCUUUAUUAUUUUAUUUCUUUUAGGUAUUUGAUCCACUUAGAGUUAAUUUAUUUUUCCUAUACUGAGGAUGAAACCCAGGGAUGCUUUCCUGCUUACUGGGGCUUUCUAUCACCAGCCUUUUCAUUUUAUUUUAAAACAGGCUGGGUUCAAAUUUGUGAUCCUCCUACCUUAGCCUAAUGAGUAUCUGGGAUUUCAGGUGUAUAAGGCCACUACGUUAAUUUUUGUAUAUCUUGCUUCCCCAGCACUAUUUAUUGUUAUAUAAAUAUAUAUUAUAUAUAAUAUAUAUAUUAUAUAUAAUAUAUAUAUAUAUAAUUCCCCAUUGAAUAACCUUGUACCCUAGUUGAAGGCCAUUUUACUACAUAUGUAAGGGCUUAUUUCUGAGCUCUCCAUUCUUUUCUAUGAUAGAUAAAUCUAUCUUUCUGCAAGUGCAUUGGAGUAGUUUAGUUUAGUUUAGUUAUGAAGAGGCAGUCAGAGCAGCCUAGCAAUGGAGUCAGAUAAAAGAAAAUACUCAAGCUUAGAGAUAUAAAAGAAAAUACAAGAAAAAAAGACAAAAGGUUCAGAUAACAAUGGAGAGACAAGGAUCGUUUCUCCCAGGAUCUUAUCUUUCUCCCAGACGAUGGUAUUGUCUCUUAUCCCUCUGGACUAGAAAUAGUUAACGGGUCCUUCCUGCCUCCAAACUAGAAACUUACAAAUGCAGAGUAACCAGUUUCCUGUAAACCAGCUAAACAAUUAAUUUCCUUUAAACAUUAAACCCACAAACCCACCUGAUUAAAACAAAUCCCACUCUUCUCUAUAGAAGGCAAGACAAAGAAACCAUGUUGGACUUCUAUCCCCUCUUCAUGGGUAUCCACCAAGAGCUCUUUUCUUCUUACUGUUCCUAAUAAACACUCUCCUAAAUUUA
Heterocephalus glaber (naked mole-rat) is the source of this 2587-nucleotide messenger RNA. Its product is annotated as apolipoprotein L6-like. Lineage: Eukaryota; Metazoa; Chordata; Mammalia; Rodentia; Bathyergidae. Gene Ontology annotation, biological process: lipoprotein metabolic process; lipid transport. Gene Ontology annotation, cellular component: extracellular region; membrane. Gene Ontology annotation, molecular function: lipid binding. The record is from RefSeq and is a predicted model, not a curated record.